AUGGUUAUCCUAAUCAGUCUGGUGCUUCAUUUUCUUGGAGUUCUAGGCCAUGUUACGGCUAAAAACUUAGGAAGUACUGAAGUGAAUGUCGAGAGUGAAAAACCACCCAAGGGCCUUUCUUGGGAACAAUGGCAUAUGGAACAUGAACAUCAACUGUCGAAAUAUGAUCCGGAAACUUUUUUCGAUCUACACGAUUCCAAACAUAAAGGUUAUCUAGACCAGAAUGACAUACUAUCCCUUUACGGUUUAAACCGUGGGGAGGUCGUAGGAAAGGGCGACGGGAUGGGCCAACACGACGACUCUGAACUGGUCGACAAAGACCUGGCAGACCGAGUUGUUGCUCUUAUCAUGAAAUUGCUAGACGUGGACGACGACACAAGGAUUAUGAGGUCGGAAUACCUUGAUUUUGCUAAGAGAGGUAACAGGUUACCUGAUUUAGGUGUAGGUGUCGGCCACCAUUCAGACUUCGAAACGGAGUACGAACUUCAUCAUUGGAACGAGUUUCAUCGUGAUGAUGAUCCAGAUAUUAAAAAUGUUCACAAGGAGGAUAUUGAACAUGAGCUGUUACAUCAUGAACAUGAGAUAGAACAUGAAGAGAUAGUCCAGAAAGGCGCUUCUAGGAGCACCGUCAUAACAGAUGAUGAACUGGAGUCCAGAAUCAACGUAGGAAAUAUUCCAGGCAAAUACAAAAACGGUAUCUGA
Messenger RNA from Torulaspora globosa, 702 nucleotides. RefSeq names its product nucleobindin SSP120 (gene SSP120). Gene Ontology annotation, molecular function: calcium ion binding. Gene Ontology annotation, cellular component: endoplasmic reticulum-Golgi intermediate compartment; extracellular exosome. The record is from RefSeq and is a predicted model, not a curated record. The transcript has a single exon. Lineage: Eukaryota; Fungi; Ascomycota; Saccharomycetes; Saccharomycetales; Saccharomycetaceae. Bases 1 to 702 code for a protein of 233 amino acids.